GCCCUCACCUUCCGUGCGGCAGUCUGGGUCCGGCGGGACUGCGUCUCCCAUCAGGCUGCGCGCCAAGGCCGGCGGGACGGCUGCUGCCGCGCUGGCUACCAGAAGCCGAGAGUCGUCCGUCAGCUUUGGUUCCUGUCGUGGCCAUGGCUUCGUUCGUGACAGAAGUUUUGGCACACUCAGGGAGGCUGGAGAAGGAGGAUCUGGGCACCCGCAUCAGCCGCCUGAGCCGGCGGGUGGAGGAGAUCAAGGGUGAGGUGUGCAAUAUGAUUAGCAAGAAGUACAGUGAAUUCUUGCCCAGCAUGCAGAGUGCACAGGGCUUGGUUACCCAGGUGGAUAAGUUAUCUGAAGACAUUGACCUGCUGAAGUCCAGGAUAGAGAGUGAGGUCCGCCGGGAUCUUCAUGUAUCAACUGCUGAAUUUACAGACUUGAAGCAGCAGUUGGAAAGAGACUCAGUUGUACUAAGUUUGCUAAAACAGCUCCAAGAGUUUUCUACUGCUAUUGAGGAAUACAAUUGUGCAUUAACAGAGAAGAAGUAUGUCACUGCUGCUCAGCGUCUAGAAGAGGCACAGAAAUGCUUGAAGUUAUUAAAAUCCAGAAAAUGCUUUGAUUUAAAAAUACUGAAAUCUCUCAGCAUGGAGCUCACAAUACAGAAACAGAACAUACUAUAUCACCUUGGAGAAGAGUGGCAGAAGCUGAUUGUAUGGAAGUUCCCACCAUCAAAAGAUACCAGCAGUUGGGAAUCUUGCCUACAAACGGAACUUCAUUUAUGCACUGAACAAUCCCAGAAAGAGGAGAAGACGCCUAUGCCGCCCAUCAGUUCUGUCCUCUUGGCCUUUUCUAUUCUUGGAGAAUUGCACACCAAACUUAAAUCCUUUGGUCAGAUGCUGCUGAAGUAUAUCCUUAGGCCUCUGGCAUCUUGUCCAUUUCUUUAUGCUGUGAUAGAAAACCAGCCUAACAUAGUUAUUAUUCGUUUUGAGUCUAUAAUGACUGACUUGGAACAUCCAUCACCAUCUGACGUUUUUGCAAAGAUCAGGCUGGUACUGGAAGUGCUCCAGAAACAGUUUCUAGAUUUACCACUUGACACUGAACUGGAAAAGGAAAAUACAUCUACAGUUAUAUUGGCUGAGAUGCUUGGUGAUGUGAUCUGGGAGGACUUGUCUGAGUGCCUCAUCAAAAACUGUUUGGUUUAUUCUAUUCCAACAAAUAGCAGCAAGUUACAGCAAUAUGAAGAGAUCAUAGAAUCCACUGAAGAAUUUGAAAAUGCCUUAAAGGAGAUGCGGUUUUUAAAAGGAGAUACUACAGAUUUGCUGAAAUACGCCCGUAAUAUCAAUUCUCAUUUUGCUAACAAGAAGUGCCAGGAUGUGAUUGUAGCAGCCAGAAACCUAAUGACCUCUGAAAUUCACAACACUGUAAAGAUUACUUCUGACUCGAGGGUAGGUAUACCAGACUUACCCAUUCCCGAUGAGGAUAACAAGCUAAAAGUACAGAAAAUAUCUAAAACUCAGUACAAUGAAGUGGUGAAUUUAGAACCUGAAAGUACAUUGGACCGACAUUCCUUUUCUUUGCCAACAUGCCGCAUCAGUGAAUCUGUGAAGAAAUUAAUGGAACUUGCCUAUCAGACUUUAUUAGAGGCAACGACCAGUAGUGAUCAAUGCGCUGUUCAACUUUUCUACUCAGUGAGGAAUAUCUUCCAUUUGUUCCAUGAUGUUGUACCAACAUAUCACAAGGAGAACCUUCAAAAACUGCCCCAGUUGGCUGCCAUUCACCACAACAAUUGUAUGUAUAUUGCUCACCACUUGCUGACGCUUGGGCAUCAGUUCAGAUUACGUCUCGCCCCCAUUCUUUGUGAUGGCACUACUACUUUUGUGGAUCUUGUACCUGGCUUCAGGAGACUUGGGACAGAAUGUUUUUUGGCCCAAAUGCGGGCACAGAAAGAUGAACUUCUGGAAAGAUUAUCAAGUGCUAGAAACUUUGCAAAUAUGGAUGACGAAGAGAAUUAUUCUGCAGCAAGUAAAGCAAUCCGGCAGGUACUGCACCAACUAAAGAGACUUGGAAUUGUGUGGCAGGAUGUCCUGCCAGUGAAUAUAUAUUGCAAGGCUAUGGGGACUUUACUCAAUACAGCAAUUUCUGAGAUCACUGGCAGAAUCACUGCCUUAGAGGACAUCUCUACUGAAGAUGGGAAUAGAUUAUAUUCCUUAUGUAAAACAGUGGUGGAUGAAGGACCCCAAAUAUUUGCACCUUUAUCUGAAGAAAGCAUGAACAAGAAAUAUCAGGAAGAGGUUCCAGUCUAUGUGCCAAAGUGGAUGCCUUUCAAAGAAUUGAUGAUGAUGUUACAAGCCAGCUUGCAAGAAAUUGGGGAUCGGUGGGCAGAUGGAAAAGGGCCUCUGGCAGCUGCAUUCUCUUCCAGUGAAGUAAAAGCUUUAAUUCGUGCCUUGUUCCAGAACACAGAAAGAAGAGCAGCUGCCCUUGCCAAGAUUAAAUAGCUCCAUCAUCUUGAGAAAGCUGUGAUUUCUGAACUAUAUGGAUUCUUUCCUUGGCUUAAUCACUCCCUUGAAGAUUUCUUGGAGUCAUCCAUAGGUUUGGUGAACCGAUUCAUCAUAGAAGUUCAACUUUACAGAAGAACCUCUUACGUCCUGGGUUGUUUGAAGCUUUGUUUAAGAAGUGGAUAUUAAAAUAAGUUGUCAAGUAAAGCACCUCAGUUCAUUGACUUUCUCACCACCCUCCUUUGAUUAGAUGAGAAACUGUCAUGCUGCUUCCAGCACCUUCUGGGAACUAUAUGUUGUAAACGGAGGCCCUGGCUUUGGAGUAAGGAAUCCAGGAGAUUCCGUAUGUCAGGGUAGAGAAUUUGUGAACAAAUGGGAGAUUUUUGGGGGGGAGAAAGGGGCAGGAACCAGGGAUACUAUAUUUAGCCUUGCAGAAAUUAAUGAGACUUCUUGUAAUAUUUCUCUCCAAUAAAUGAUGCUUUCUAGAGUUAA
Messenger RNA from Otolemur garnettii (small-eared galago), 2975 nucleotides. RefSeq names its product zw10 kinetochore protein (gene ZW10). Gene Ontology annotation, cellular component: chromosome, centromeric region; nucleus; RZZ complex. Gene Ontology annotation, biological process: mitotic cell cycle; mitotic spindle assembly checkpoint signaling; endoplasmic reticulum to Golgi vesicle-mediated transport. Lineage: Eukaryota; Metazoa; Chordata; Mammalia; Primates; Galagidae. The transcript is spliced from 16 exons. The record is from RefSeq and is a predicted model, not a curated record. The coding region runs from base 144 to 2483 and encodes 779 amino acids.